Molecule: messenger RNA, 570 nt
Organism: Nycticebus coucang (slow loris)
Lineage: Eukaryota; Metazoa; Chordata; Mammalia; Primates; Lorisidae
Product: cell division control protein 42 homolog
Exons: 1
Coding region: 1-570 (189 amino acids)
Biological process (GO): modification of synaptic structure; small GTPase-mediated signal transduction
Cellular component (GO): dendritic spine
Molecular function (GO): GTPase activity; GTP binding
Source: RefSeq, a predicted model, not a curated record
AUGCAGACAAUUAAGUGCCUUGUGGUAGGCGAUGGCAAAACAUGUCUCCCAUCUGAAUGUGUUCCGACUGUUUUUGGUGACUAUGCAGUUACAGUUAUGAUUGGUGGAGAGCCAUAUACUCUUGGACUUUUUGAUACUGCAGGGCAAGAGGAUUAUGACAGAUUACAACACCUGAGCUAUCCACAAACAGAUGUAUUUCUAGUCUGCUUUUCAGUGGUCUCUCCAUCCUCAUUUGAAAAUGUGAAAGAAAAGUGGGUGCCUGAGAUAACUCACCAUUGUCCAAAGAUUCCUUUCUUGCUUGUUGAGACCCAAAUCAAUCUCAGAGAUGACCCUUCUACUAUUGAGAAACUUGCCAACAUCAAACAGAAACCUAUUGCACCAGAGACUGCUGAAAAGCUGGCCCAUGACUUGAAGGCUGUCAAGUACGUGGCGUGUUCUGCAUGUAUACAGAAAGGCCUCAAGAAUGUAUUUGAUGAAACAAUAUUGGCUGCCCUGGAACUUCUAGAACCAAAGAAGAGCCACAGGUGUGUGCUGCUGAACAUCUCUCCAGAGCUCUUUCUGUACAGCUGA